CUCGCUCGUGGGCAGGAGGCAGCUCUCCCGGGGGAGGGGGAUUGAUCACCCCGCCCCCUGGGGGCUUCCUGCAGCGUCCCCCGCCGCAGCGAGUCAGCCGGUGAGAGAGACACGGGCGGCGUCACUUGUCCCUGGAGAGAGGAAUGACCAGCCUGGUGAUGUGUGCUCCAGGCCAGGAGCUCAGCCAGCCAGCGGGCCGGGAUCCCAGUGAUCCCUGCUAGCGACUGCCUGGCGGCACAGACCUACGGGCAGGGCUACGGUCCUCCUUAGACGCAUUAGGUCGAAUUUAUAAUGUGUGCGUCUACACUACCCAGCCCUUUCUGCCGACUUAAAGGGCUCUUAAAACCCACGCCUGUCCCCCACCUGGAGGAGAGGAGUAGCGCCAGAGUCGACCUUCCCGGGUCCAAUUAGGGGUAGUGUAGACACAGCACAGUGUAAUUCCAGGGGUUUGGCCUCCUGGAGUUAUCCCAGAGUGCUCCAAUGUGACCGCUCUGGACAGCACUUUCAACCCCACUGCACUUCAGCCAGGUACACAGGGCCCUUUUGCAUUCCAUUUCCUGUUUGAUCAGCCUGGGGAGCUCACCACCGCCCCUGACCAUGGCUGCCCAGGGCCGCAGACGUGCUCCAGCCUUUAGCGUUCAGGAGACACUGGAUCUGAUUGCCCUGUGGGGAGAAGAGCCUGGGCAGGCAGAGCGCUAUGCCCAAAUCGCACAGCGCAUGGGGGGGAAAGGCUACACCAGGGACUCACAGCAGUGCCGUGUGAAAAUCAAGGCCCUCGUGCGAGCAUACCUGAAGACAAGGAUGGCAAAUAGUUGCCCUGGGGCUGAGCCACAGACAUGCCGCUUCUAUGAGCAGCUGCAUGCAAUUCUAGACAGGGACUUCACCGGUGUGCCAGUAUUCGUCGUGGAUAGCUCCCGGGUGGCCACGGGCAACAGCGAGGAGGACACUGUUGAUGAGGAGGAGGAGGAGGAGGAGGAGGAGAAUGUACAGCAGGCAAGCAGAGGAUCCAUUCUCUCCGACAACCAGGACCUUUUCCUAACUCGGGUGCCAGCCCCCUCCCAGGACCCACUGUUGCAGGACUGUGAUGGUGGGGAAGGCACCUCUGCUGCAAAUGUUUCAACGCUCCCCCUAUCAUCUCCGUCCCAGAGGCUAGCACGGAUAAAAAGGCAAAAAAACCGCACCCGCGAUGAAAUGUUCUCUGAGCUCAUGCAGGCCUCCCGUGCUGCAAGAGCUCAGCAGAAUGCGUGGAGGCAGACAAUGGCAGAGUCCCUGAAAGCAGAAAACGAAUGCCAGAAGAGGUGGCGGGAGCGCGUUUAUAGGAGGCAGGAUGCAAUGCUGAGGCUAAUGCGGGAGCAAACUGACAUACUUCGGCGUCUGGUGGAGCUGCAGGAAAGGCAGCAGGAGCACAGACCGCCGCUGCAGCCCCUGUGUAACCACCCGCCCUCCUCCCCAAGUUCCAUAGCCUCCUCACCCUGACACCCAAGAGCGUGGCGGGGGGUCCCCCUCCGGGCACCCAGCCACUCCACCCCAGAGGAUUGCCCAAGCAACAGAAGGCUAGCAUUCAAAUACAUUUUGAAGUGCAGUGUGGCCUUGUCCUUCCCUCCUCCCCCACCCCACCAGGUGCUUCCCUCCUCCCCCACCCCUCCCGGGCUACCUGGGCAGUUCUCCCCCUAUUUGUGUGAUGAAUUAAUAAA
Molecule: messenger RNA, 1694 nt
Organism: Caretta caretta (loggerhead turtle)
Lineage: Eukaryota; Metazoa; Chordata; Testudines; Cheloniidae
Source: RefSeq, a predicted model, not a curated record